UGUAUGAGUGUGUGUAAUCCCAGCGCUGACCCAGAAAGCGCUCAGCAGUAGCAGCUCGUUCACUCUGACUACAGUCACUGGAGAUACCUGCGCUGCUUUACAGAGACUGAGAACAAGCAAACAGCGUCUCUAGAACGACAAGACUCAUUUGACGUGGAGAAGGCAUGGCUGAACACAUGAUGAUGCCAAUGACUCACGGCUCUGCUGGCGGAGGCCUGCAUGGGUAUCGCAUGGGAAUGAACGGCCCUUCUCCGCACGGACACCAGCCCGGACUGCGGACCCUUCCCAACGGGCAACUCAUGCACUACAGCAGGGGGCCGCAGAGCUCCAUGGAGGUGGCUAUGAGGCAGAGGAACGUGAUGAACAGCGUCAUAAACGGUCAGGUCAAUGGCCAGAUGAGCGGCGGACACCCCCACCAAAUGCAGCAACCCAAUAUGAUGUAUGGAGGUCCAAAUCAGCAACCGCAGGGUCACCCUCAAACCCAGCACCAUCAUAUGCACCCCCAGAGCCAGCACCCACAGCAGUAUAUGGGUGGAGGAGGCCUUACAGCAUCUCAGCAGCUUAUGGCGAGCAUGCAUCUUCAGAAACUCAAUACCCAGUACCACGGGCAUCCACACGGACCCAUGAACGGCCAUCACAUGGGAAACGUCCAGCACAGAAUGGGUCCUGCUCAGUUGGCAGGCAUGCAGAUGGGGAUGGGUGGGCCAGCGUUGGGACACAACGUCAUGGACAUGGACUUGAUUGAUGAGGAGGUUCUGACGUCCUUGGUGCUGGAGUUCGGGCUUGACCGGGUUCAAGAGUUGCCUGAGCUUUUCCUCGGACAAAACGAGUUCGAUUUCAUCUCGGACUUUGUGUGCAAGCAGCAACCAAGCACUGUCAGCUGCUGAAGUUCUGCUUCUGGAAUCAGAGAAAGACUUGGUCGCCAAGAAGAAGCUGGGGCAAGACAAGAAAAGCUAAAACAACCAGGUUCUCCGUAUCUGUGAAGCUGUGCUAUGCAUGUUGUAGAGCACACUGUCUUUCAAUGAGGGAAAAGACUUCUGGAUGUUCUUCAGCACAAUUGUGGCUUUGGCGAGCAGGCCUUGUCUUGUCCCAUUGGUCAUCCUGGAUUGACGGUGACCUAGUGUCCCAGGCUUGAAUGUAACUUCACAUGGUGGAAAAAGAAGUCUGCUCGGAACUUUGCAGAAACUGCUUUGCCUCUUCAGGGGGCAAAUAGAAUCAAUAGCAUUUAGAAAUGUAUUUAUGUAUAACACCUACCAAAAAGCAGACUCGAUUUUCUCAAACUAACCCCACGACUUGUGAUAAAAGACCUCUGAAUGAGUGUGUUAUGUGGGAAUUGAAGGCUGGUACUUCAAAACAGGUUGUCUUUCCAGUAGCUCUUAAUGAUGUUUGAAACGGUAAGGGGGUGGUGAGGUCGUAGCGGUUGGGUAUGAAACAUUCUUCAUGCGCAGUGUUACACUGUACAUUUGGUUAUUUCCAUUCUACUACUAUUAAAAAUUUGACUGCCUAGUGAAAUUUGUCACUUUUAACACUCAUUGUUUUGCUAUGUCUGACUGAAUAUGACCCAAAAUGAGUGUCUCACAUUCACUAUAGGAUGUGUCUUGAUACUUUCAGGAAUAUUUCUGUGUUAGAAAAACUUGCCUGGAAAAUGGUGGAAUGUUUUGUAGCCUCCCUUACCAAACGCUGAGCCUGUGCUCCCUGCUGACGAGUCUAAACUGCCUUAUAGUUUUUUACAUGGAUACUUAUUCACUGUAGACAUUCUUGCCUUGUUCCAUGGAAUGAGGAAGAAACUGCUGUCUUUGUGUGAUUCAAACAGGUGGUAUUGAAACUCCAGCUGUUGUGUAGUGUUUGCUCAUACGCUCCUUAUUGUAGUGAAGAACGUGGACCACAGUCUCCAUUAAGCCACGUGCUAUGUAAAGGAUUAAACCUUCCACUUGUUUCUAAAUUAACCUGAAUGUCAAUAGUUGAACUACUGUUCGAAACAACCACUAACCAUAACACCAAUUUCCUGAUGAGCCAACCUUACAAACUAACAUAAAAUGUUGCUUCCCUCUUCCCUCCCCAAACACUGCAGGUUUAAACCUGAUUACAUUUAAAUUACACUUACAACCUUCUUGUUAAUUGAGGUCAGCAUGGUCAGUCAUCUCAGAUGGCCUGAUAAUUACAAAAUGGACAUGUUCAUUUGCUUGCUAUCGCUCAGGGUGUAAUGAAGAGUUGGGAAUGGCCGGCCUGCUGAGUUUGACAACUUCCUGUGUCGUUAUAUUGCCAGUUCUUGAGUUCUGUGUGGGGGUUGGGUUGGUAUGGAAAUAGCACAGCAUACAGUACUAGUAGGUUAAUCUGUUCCGCCAGAGCCGGGCUCAACUCCCUCGAUGCUACCCUCCCCAGCUCGGGUAAUUGCUGUACGUACGGCUUGGGAUUGUGAACACUUGCCACCGAAAAAAAAAAAAAAGCACAAACAACUUGAUGGGUCAUAUCCUGUGUUUUACAACUCCAUCUUGGCUGAUUGUUUAGGGCUUUGAUUCGUAAGGAACGAGAAAAUUCCAAGUUUGAUUUUGUCAGUCGCAUUUCUCGUAUCAGUAGAGACUGGAACAUCUUCCCCUAUAUCCUUAUUGUGUAAUUUGUGAAGCUUAGAUGAUUAUAAACAAACCACAUCUAGAAACAGAAAAUCAAGUGAUCUGUAGAUUUGUAAUUGAUGAUUGAAUGAUUUUUAACAUUCCCAGUGAUCCAAUCAUGUUCAUUUUUGUUUCAUUCUGUUAAAACUCUUAAACGAAUGCUACUUGAGUUUGUCAAUCUGUAAAUCACCCCGCAGAUGCGUCAGAAUGUCCCUUGCAGGCGCGAUUGUAUGUUCUAUUUCAAACUCUGUGCUGCCAUGUACUGUCGCCAUGCUCCCACAAAUGCUUCUUUUUUUUUUUUUUAAUGUUGUUGAUUCU
Molecule: messenger RNA, 2927 nt
Organism: Onychostoma macrolepis
Lineage: Eukaryota; Metazoa; Chordata; Actinopteri; Cypriniformes; Cyprinidae
Gene: cited4a
Product: Cbp/p300-interacting transactivator, with Glu/Asp-rich carboxy-terminal domain, 4a
Exons: 2
Coding region: 165-887 (240 amino acids)
Biological process (GO): regulation of DNA-templated transcription
Cellular component (GO): nucleus
Source: RefSeq, a predicted model, not a curated record